Thunnus maccoyii (southern bluefin tuna) is the source of this 2743-nucleotide messenger RNA. RefSeq lists its product as uncharacterized. The transcript has 4 exons. The record is from RefSeq and is a predicted model, not a curated record. The coding region runs from base 1183 to 2232 and encodes 349 amino acids. NCBI's taxonomy places the organism in Eukaryota, Metazoa, Chordata, Actinopteri, Scombriformes, Scombridae.
UGAUUUAAAUAAAACUUCACAUGUUAAUGAUGUUAUCUUUUAAUGAGACGUGACGUCAGACUGAGAUUAAGCGGGAAUCCUCACAGAAAGCGACACAUGCGCAGUAGCGACCUGCGUUCAGAGAGCUGAGAGGACAAACUGCUUCACCAGCUGACUGACAGCAGACAUUCACUCAACAUAAACAGUUUGCCUGUCGGCUCCACAGUGUCACAGUGUCCGUAGUCAUUGAUUCAUUGUUUUUUUUUUCCCGCCCACCGCAGCAAGCGGUCAGGCAGACUGAGAGCUGAUCAAUCAAUGCAGACACCAUGAAUGAGCUGAAAACAUGUACUGCGCAGACUGGUGUGAUUUAAACAGCUGUUUGUGCAGAUUAAGCUCCUCUAAAUGUGCCAAAGAAGAAAGAAAAAAAUAGAUUCAGAGCGUAAAAACAACGCGCGUCAGAGCGGAUCGAUACAUUUAAUAAAAUGGUAGAGAUCAAUAAUGUUUCUGUUUCUGGCGGAGAUCACAGAUGAAGCUGCUUCUGUCUCACAGAUCGAUAAGCUUUGAAGUGUCUGCAUGAGCAGGGCUCACACAGUUUAAUUAGGUGUUUAUGUUGAUGACGAUGUUACAGGUGAAGCUGUUUGCGCAGUGACAGAUGAAGGCGUUGCUAUAGUUACAGAUUAAUUUGACGGAAAUGAGUAAUAACUCAGUAAAUACCAGAUGAAUCUAAAGAGGGACAACCUCAUUAUGUUUCUGUAACAUUUGAUAUUGACAUUUAUUACAAUAAAAGUGAAGUUUAAACUUUCUUAAUUAUUAUUUGUUAAUGAACUGAGAUCAUAAGGACUGUGUGAGUGUUUCAACCCACAUCUGUCAGUCAUCAUAUUUGAUUGAAAUAUUGCUAAAUCCUGAUUGGUGCAUGAAAGUAUGUGACAUCACCGUUUCCCAAGUAUAAUAACUGAAGCUGAAUGUUGAUGUCAGAGACAUGACAGCAAGAAACUACAGCAGAAAAUGUCUUUUCAAGACCUUAAAACAGUGACACACAGGUUCAAGUGUUUCCAUGGUAACAGAUAUGAGACUGAUGAUGUAACUGUUACCAUAGUGACAGAUGUGAGACUGAUGAUGUAACUGUUACCAUAGUGACAGAUGUCAGACCGAUGAUGUAACUGUUUCCAUAGUGACAGAGUGACAGACAGAGACAUCAGACUGAUGAUUCAGCUUCGUGCCACCAACGCAGCCAUCUUCACUGGUCGGAGGAACUCUGCUCUGAGAGGCUGGAGGGCGAUAAGGAAGGAGAUGGGGCUGCAGGGGAUGUUGUCGGCUCGCCAGCUGAAGAAGAAAUGGGACAACCUGAAGGAGAAGUACAAGGUGCUGAAGACCCCUCCAGAGGGGAUGGAGAACUUGACUAGACCCAGCUCGUGGCGCUGGUUCUCCCUGAUGGACGAGGCGAUGAACGGCCGCCUGGUCGGCACCGCCGGCAUCGUCCAGCCCUCCCUGCGGGACGAGGACGAGGACCGUCCCGCGGCUCUACCUCCGCUCGCUCUCCCCAACGCAGGACCGAGAGUUGUUGAAACGGGGCCUGACAUUGGGGACGUCCUGGAGCCGAGCGGGGUCGAAGCAGUGAGAAGAAGAACCUCUGAGCUGAGGAGUCGACCUCAUGCUGCCGUGCUGUACGCCACCUUACUGCCCGACUGCACCGCCGCCGCCGCAGCCUCCACCUCCUCCUCCGUCGCCGGCAGGAACAUCGUCAGGGAGGCGGCCGAGGUGGACGGGAAGCUGGCGGAGCUGCAGAGAGAGAGACGGGCUCUGGAGAGAGAGCAAGCCGAGUUCGACAGAGAGCUGAUCGCUUUGGAAAGGGACCGAGAGCUGCUGAACAGAGACGCGGCCGCUCUCGAGAGAGACAGAGCGAGUAUAGAGAGAGACAGGACGACUAUGGAGAGAGACAGAGCUGCUCUAGACAGAGACCGGGCCUUUCUAGACAGAGACCGGGCGUUUCUGGAGAGAGAUCGGGUACUUGUGGAGAGAGAUCGGGCGCUUGUGGAGAGAGCCAGAGAGGAUGUGGAGAGAGACCGAGCUCAGCUGAGGACGGAGGAGGAGGAGGGGGCGGCGGCGGCUGUGGAUGGGGAUCAGGCUGAGAAGGAGGUGGUGCUGCAGACCAGGUUCUACCAGAGCUGGAUGGCUGCAGAUGUGGAUCCAGACCAGCUGGAGACCAGGCAGAGACUGGUGUCUUUGUUCCAGAAGCUGGUUGAGAAACUGUGAUGGAGGACGUGUCGUACAGACCGGUUUCUCAGAUCCAAACACUGAACUUGUUUGUGUGCAUAAAGAAACUAUUAAAACACAUCAGUGAUCUUCAUCUCUCACUCGUCUUCAGAUCAGAUGAAACUUUAUUGAUCCUCGUAGGACAGACGGACGGUCGAGACUCUUGGUACCUUCUGCUGCACGUCAUUUAUUUGGUGACAUAAGUUACUUCAGAUCAAUAUCAGAGGUUAUUACAGACGUUAUUGAUCCUCAGCAGUAUCUAAAGUAAUGAUUCCACCUUCGCCAGCUGCAGACAUUAAUACAUCAAUCAUUAUUUAAUAAUACAAUAAUCAUUAUGUCAUUUGCAUACUGAGUGAGUACUGGAUGUAUGAUGGAGUAUUUCUACACUGUGAUACUAACACUUGAUGAAGAUGUCAGAGCUUCUUCAUCCGUUAAGGUCGGUGGUAAAAGUCAUAAUGAAGAAGUAAAGUGUGGCAUAAAAAUAAAAAUAAAAAGCCUUUAAUAAAAAUGA